AUGAUCCGCAUGGUCUCGCUGCUGCUGGGAGCCACGCUGCUGCUCUGUGGCCACGGAGCCUUUGCCCGACGGGUGGUCAGCGGUCAAAAGGUGUGUUUUGCUGAUGUGAAACAUCCGUGCUACAAAAUGGCCUACUUCCAUGAACUGUCUAGCCGAGUGAGCUUCCAGGAAGCACGCCUGGCUUGUGAAAGUGAAGGAGGUGUCCUCCUCAGUCUUGAGAACGAGGCUGAACAGAAGUUAAUAGAGAGCAUGUUGCAGAACCUGACCAAACCUGGAACGGGGAUUUCAGAUGGUGACUUCUGGAUAGGACUUUUGAGAAGUGGGGAUGGCCAAACGUCUGGUGCCUGCCCAGAUCUCUACCAGUGGUCUGAUGGAAGCAGCUCCCAGUUCAGGAACUGGUACACUGAUGAACCUUCUUGUGGAAGCGAAAAGUGUGUUGUCAUGUACCAUCAACCAACUGCCAAUCCUGGCCUAGGAGGUCCCUACCUUUACCAAUGGAAUGAUGACAGGUGCAACAUGAAGCACAAUUACAUCUGCAAGUAUGAACCUGAGAUUCAGCCAACAGACCCCGUUGAAAAGCCGUAUCUUACAAACCAACCUGGAGACACCCAUGAGAAUGUGGUUGUUACUGAAGCAGGUAUAAUUCCCAAUCUAAUUUAUGUUAUCAUACCAACGAUUCCGCUGCUUUUACUGAUACUUGUUGCUUUCGGAACUUGCUGUUUCCAGAUGUUGCAUAAAAGUAAAGGAAGAACCAAAACUAGCCCGAACCAGUCUACACUGUGGAUUUCAAAGAGCACAAGAAAAGAAAGUGGCAUGGAAGUAUAAUAAUUAACUGACUUUGCUCCAGAAAAUAAAAAUAGUUUUGUAAUUCUUGAUCAGUGUAAGGAAAGGCAUCAUUAGCUUGGAAUGGCUUGAAAUCUCAAAGGAUCUACAAGAUGAACUGUAAGCUCCCCCUUGAGGCCAAUGUCAAAAUAAAUUUUAUAUGUUCAUAGUUUCACUUACAAAA
Peromyscus eremicus (cactus mouse) is the source of this 1006-nucleotide messenger RNA. It is a transcript of the gene Chodl, whose product is annotated as chondrolectin. NCBI's taxonomy places the organism in Eukaryota, Metazoa, Chordata, Mammalia, Rodentia, Cricetidae. The record is from RefSeq and is a predicted model, not a curated record. Gene Ontology annotation, biological process: positive regulation of axonogenesis. The coding region runs from base 1 to 825 and encodes 274 amino acids. The transcript has 6 exons. Gene Ontology annotation, cellular component: cytoplasm.